Messenger RNA from Paramecium sonneborni, 1491 nucleotides. NCBI's taxonomy places the organism in Eukaryota, Ciliophora, Oligohymenophorea, Peniculida, Parameciidae. The record is from the annotation of a GenBank genome assembly.
AAAAAAUGGAGCUUAGAUGUAUGUAAGCUGAUCAUCAAAAUCAAUUAAUAAAUGGAUGUUGCUUAGAUAGCACAUGCCCAAAUUAAAGGCCAUAUUGUAAUUCUUGCUUACCAAGCCAUGUUCAACAUAUUUAAAAAUUAAAAUCUUUAGAAAUUGUAAAUGAAUGGAUUUAGGAGCAAAUCAAUUGUGUUAAAAAUGUUGAAAAGAAAAUUAAGGAUUGUCAAUAAUCUCUUGAAAGUCUUAACUUGUUGAUUCCUAAGUAUGAUUUUAAUAUCCAAUAAUUCUCAGAAAUAGGAGUUUCUUAGAUUGAUAAUAUUAUAAGAGAUUUAUCUUAAAUAGAAAAGUGUGAGGAAAUAUUAUUUCAACAACUUAAGUAAUAUAUCGAGCAAAUCAAAAGUAUUAUUGAUUAGAUAUUAAGAAACAUUAAGAAUUAAACAAAUUAGAAAGAGAAGACUAAGAUAUAACUUUUUAAUUCUGAUGAAUAACAAUAAAUGUUAGAAUAGCAAUAGGAUCUAAAUAUCUUGAAAGAAAGUUCUAACAAAUUCACCUUUGAGCUUAUGAAUGAAAACACAAUUAAGCAAGAUGAUUUGUGUUAUGCUAUUGCUUUUAAUAUUGAUUAAUCAAUUGUGUUAGCUGGAUGUGGUAAGGAUAUUAAGGUGUUCCAAAAUAAUUAGGGGAAAUUGAAUCAAAUGUAAUUGUUAAAACAACAUAAGAAAAGAGUUUUUACUUUAAAUUUUCUUGAAAAGACUAAUAAUUUUGUAUCAGGAGGAGACAAUUUAAUUAUAAUUUGGUAGAUGAUUGAAAAUAAAUAAUGGAAUUGUUAAUAGAUAUUAGAGGAACACUUAAAUUGGAUAACAUGUUUAUUGUUAAAUAAAACAGCUGAACUAAUCAUAUCGAGUAGUUAAGAUAAAACAAUUAAAUUUUGGAUGAAAGAGAAUAAUUAAUGGUUGAGCUAUUAAACCAUAACUGAUCAUUCUUAUAUUGUAUAUUCAUUAAGUCUAAAUGAACAAUAAAAUAAGUUGAUAUCUUGUUCAUAUGAUAAAUCAAUAUUAGUAAUAGAAUAAAGUAGUUUAAAUAAAUAAUGGAGUGUUACAUAAAAGAUAGAAGUUGAUUAACAUGGAAGACGAUUAUGUUUUAUCAAUGACACUUAAUUUACAUUCUAACCUUAUUGUCAAGAAUAAAUGCAUAUAUAUGAAUACGAAGCUAAUAAUAAAUAAUAUUCAAAAACUAAAGAAAUUGCUGUAAAGUGUAGUUCAGAUUUUUGUGAUUACUUCUUUCCAUAAUAAUACUAAAAGGAAAAAUGCCUACUAGUGAAUAAGAAUGGCAAGAAUGUGAAUAUAAUUUAGAAGAAAGAAAAUGGUGAUUUUCUUGUUUUAUAAUCUAUUGAAUUUAGCAGUGAAGUUAUUUAUGGGCAAUUAAGUGAUGAUGGAGAGUAUUUGAUCAUUUUUAUUGAGAAUGAAAUUUAAAUAAGAAGGUGUUAGAAAAUAUGAG